UUACUUAAGAAUGUAAGAGCCAUUAAAGAGCUCUUUCUCACUUGGGAUCACUUUCCAAUGGAUCAUAGUUAUAAAAUGGAUUUAUGCUUCUAUCUUGUGUUUUAUCAUAAUUUUCAUUGCCAGUUUUGCUAAUUACCCAAGAUAUUUUGUUGAAACAAGUGCUGUCUCCCUCACACUCCAUCCUCUCCUCGGUAAUCCAGCUGUGAAGUCAUAAUGCUGAGUUUGUGACAUUCCCAUGGCAACUGAUUGUGAUGUCACAAACAGGGGAUUACAACUUCAUUGGAGGGUCAAAGCAAAGGCAAGGGGGCUGGGAGGAUGAAAUACUUUUAUUCUCACACAGAUAUAAAUAAGGAGCGAGAGAGAGAAAACCAAGAAUCUUGAAAGUUCCUGAGAAUGUUCCCAGUCACAGUGUUCUCCAGGCAUGUCACAUAGAUUUAAGAUCAGUAUAGCCCAGGAUGAAUUGGAAGAGUGGCAGUGAAUGGGAGUUCAAAUAUUGGCCUUGGUGACCCAUCCUUAAGGAUUCCUAAUGUUGAGUCCCCAGUGCCUGUCGGCAAAUGUACAUGGUGAUUAGGCAACAUUCAUGACAUCAGCUGGAAAAAAAUCCACUGAGCUGCAGCUUUUUGAUGUCAGGAACCAGCAGAGGGACAUAGGCACAAAGGUGAGCUACUGGCCAGGGCACUGAGAGGGGCGGACAGCCAGAUGUGCAGCGAGGCAGAUGGAGAGGAAGCCCGGUGCCAACCUGGAGAGGGGCAGCGAAAGGAAAACAAGGAGCGGCACCGUAGAAAGUGAAGGAAAAGCCUGUCUCUAAACCAGAGUGAGUCCCCUUCCAAGCACCUACCCAGCCCUGCGUAACUUCAACGGAAGCCUGAGAAGAUGCCAGAAGGGCCAAUGACAUAGGAUCAGCCCCACGCAGCCUGUAGGGGUGUCGCGCCGGUUGGUCACUGAGCAGUAAGACAACAAGGUUCUCCAUUCCCCUUGGAUACUUCCUACUGCAUCCAAACCAUGAGGAGAAGGGAGCGGAAAGUGAAGCUGCCCAAGGAAUGUUAAUCCAAAGCUUCCCUGAUCUCUGACCCAGCACCCUCCCCGCUUCCACCAGACAAGGGAACUCCUUCUCUGUGUUGCCCUUCCAGAUGGCAGGUCGCCGGUGGGCAGUGACGUCGGCGCUGUGUGCGUGUGUGGUGGCCAUCUCUUUGCUGCAGGCAGGCAGGGUGCGGGCAGACUGCUGGCUGAUCGAGGGCGACAAGGGCUUCGUGUGGCUGGCUAUCUGCAGCCAGAACCAGCCCCCCUACGAGUCCAUCCCUCAGCAAAUCAACAGCACCAUCGUGGAUUUGCGCCUGAACGAGAACAAGAUCAAAAGCGUGCAGUAUUCCUCGCUCAGCCGCUUUGGCAACCUGACAUACCUCAACCUGACAAAGAACGAAAUCGCCUACAUCGAGGAUGGUGCCUUCUCAGGACAGUUCAACCUCCAGGUGCUGCAGCUUGGCUACAACCGCCUGAGGAACCUGACCGAGGGAAUCCUCCGGGGCCUAGGAAAGCUGGAGUACCUCUACCUCCAGGCGAACCUCAUUGAGGCAGUCACCCCCAAUGCCUUCUGGGAGUGCCCCAACAUCGUGAACAUUGACCUGUCCAUGAACAGGAUCCAGAGACUGGACAGCAACACCUUUAGGGGCCUGAACAAACUCUCAGUCUGUGAACUCUACAGCAACCCCUUCUAUUGCUCCUGUGAGCUCCUAGGCUUCCUGCAGUGGCUGGAAGGCUUCACCAACAUGACACGCACUUAUGACCGCAUGCAGUGUGACUCCCCGCCAGACUAUUCUGGCUACUUUUUGCUAGGCCAAGGCCGGACCGGUUAUCGCAAUGCCCUGGGCAUGCUUUCCACCCUCUGCACUGGCAGCUCCUACACCAUGAUACCUCGCUAUAUCCCACCCCGGUACCAAGUGACCACAGCUCCAUCUGAAAGCCCAUGCUCUGAGGAAGAGUGUUUCUCCGGGGAUGGCACGACACCCCAGGUCUCCCUCCACACGCCCGGGGGUGAGCCAGAGAUACGCCCCAACAUCCGGGUGAAGCACCUCACCCACAACUCGGCCACGCUGACAGUGCAGAUCCCAUACCCGUUCAGCAAGAUGUACAUCCUGGCGCAGUAUGAGAACGGCUUCUCUACGGUCAUCACCAAGCUGAAGAAACAGAAGGAGGAUGUUGAGCUGCCUAACCUGGUCCCACAAAGAGACUACACCUACUGCGUGGUCUCCCUCCACCACGUCUUAAGGUACAACCACACUUGCCUCACCAUCUCCCCAAACAAAACAAACAGAGAGGACCCAGUGCCCACCCCCUCCACUGCCACCCACUACAUCAUGACGAUCCUGGGCUGCCUGUUCGGCAUGGUGAUUGUCCUGGGGGUGGUGUAUUAUUGCCUCCGUAAGAGGCGUCAGCAGGAGGAGAAGCACAAGAAGGCAGCUGGCAGCAUGAAGAAGACCAUCAUUGAACUAAAGUACGGGCCAGAGAUGGAGACCACCAGCAUCACCCAGCUGUCUCAGGGGCAGAUGCUGGGUGGGGAGACAGUGACCCGCAUCCCCUACCUGCCCUCCGCUGGGGAAGUCGAACAGUACAAGUUGAUAGACAGCAGCGAGACCCCCAAGGCCACCAAGGGCAACUACAUGGAAGUGCGGACGGGUGAGCAGCCCGAGAGACGAGAGUGUGAGCUGUCCAUGCCACCUGACAGCCAGAGCUCCGUGGCUGAGAUCUCUACCAUCACUAAGGAAGUGGACAAGGUGAACCAGAUCAUCAACAACUGCAUCGAUGCCUUGAAAUCAGAGUCCACCUCUUUCCAAGGGGUAAAAUCCGGGGCAAUUUCCACUGCCGAGCCUCAGCUGGUACUCUUAUCAGAACAGAUCUCUGGUAAACAUGGCUUCCUGUCCCCAGUCUACAAAGAGAGUUACAGCCACCCGCUGCAGAGACAUCACAGCAUGGAGGCAGCUCCCAAACGCUCCAGCACAUCCUCCAGUGGCUCCAUACGGAGCCCCAGAUCCUUUCGCUCUGAGGGCUCUGGCCACAAAUCAGAAGCCAAGUACAUCGAGAAGACCUCUCCAACCGCAGACACCAUCCUCACUGUGACACCAGCUGCUGCCAUUCUACGAGCAGAGGCAGAGAAGAUCCGACAGUACAGCGAACAUCGGCACUCUUACCCGGGCUCGCAUCAGGGGGAGCAGCACGACAGCAUGGGCGGCCGUAAGCCCUCCAUUCUGGAACCUUUGACCAGACCCCGCCCCAGAGACUUGGCCUACUCUCAGCUCUCCCCCCAGUAUCACAACCUGAGCUACAGCUCCAGCCCAGAAUACACAUGCAAACCAUCGCACAGCAUUUGGGAGCGCUUCAAACUCAACCGGAAGCGGCACAAAGAUGAGGAGGAGUACAUGGCAGCCGGCCAUGCCCUGCGCAAAAAGGUCCAGUUUGCCAAAGAUGAGGAUCUUCACGACAUCCUAGACUACUGGAAAGGUGUGUCUGCCCAGCACAAGUCCUGAGUCCUCACACAGCUGGUGACUGAACACUAACUGGACCAAAAAACCCCCUGCAGCAGCUAUUUUUAUCCAGACUGUCUUUCAAACAGACCAAGCAUAAAUUAUGAGAAAAAUCUAUCAUUAGUCUAUAUAAUAUAUGAAAGAGAAAGAGAUCACAAAAGAUCUCAUAUUUGUGAGAUACGCACUAAAUUUGAACACAAAGACUCUUAAAAACCCCUAUGGAGUGAAAAAAAAAAAGGUUUUUUUUAUAAGAAAAAAUAUAAAAAAGGGUGGGAGAUGGGCUGAGAUCUGAAGUCUGGAGUUCUCCAGUGUUACAUCGCAUGAUUCCCUAUUCCGUGAUUUUGUGGAUUCUUUGUGUACAGUUUGUCUUCUUCUUUCUCCUUCCCUUCCAAACAAAGCAAAACAACAACAAAAAAACCAAAAAGAAACCAGAAGGAGAAAGUUCUUUUGGGCUUUUUGCAAACGGAGUCUUCCACCUUAGACUUUCAUCCAGUCGAAGGCUCGUUCAUGUGUUUAUUCACUGGGAGGUUUUACCAUAUGUUGCAUUGUAAGCCGAAGCUGUCCUACUGUACAGAGAAAAUUUCUAUAUUUGCAAUGUUUGCUGUAUAACAAGAAAGAGAGAGAAAAAAUAAUAUUACAUCUACUAAAUAUAUAUAUAUAUAUAUUCACCUGUUUUUACCAGGUUUUAAUCAUGGAUUUUAGACAAAGCAAUUGGGUUUGAUUUGGAGGGUGUUUUUGUUUGUUGGUGGGGGAAUUGAUACUGGUGUGGGGAUUUUGGGGGUGGGAGUUGGGUUUUUUGUUUGUUUGUUUUGUUUUUAUCCUCCAGUGAAUGUCUGUGUCUCAAGUUCUGAGUGAUUCCAAGUGCACUACGAAAAAAGGCACAUUCUAAUAGAAAACCAGCGUCCCUCUCGUUAUUCCACUCAAGGAAAGAUGGGAGCCUGCCUCCUUUGGGAGCUGGAAAGGGGACCAGAGUGCAGGAAUCUCAUGCUGCCCAUUUGGUGCAACUGUUGGCCAAUUAUUUGCCAAAUAAACACACCAGUCUCUCUCUCUAUCACUAUCUCUCUCUGGAUGUAUUUAGAAGGUGGUGGAAAUUCUGAAAAUAAAAUAGACUCCAUCUUUGUGGGAAGGGGC
Molecule: messenger RNA, 4649 nt
Organism: Pelodiscus sinensis (Chinese soft-shelled turtle)
Lineage: Eukaryota; Metazoa; Chordata; Testudines; Trionychidae
Source: RefSeq, a predicted model, not a curated record